Populus nigra (black poplar) is the source of this 1111-nucleotide messenger RNA. RefSeq names its product peptide deformylase 1A, chloroplastic/mitochondrial. Lineage: Eukaryota; Viridiplantae; Streptophyta; Magnoliopsida; Malpighiales; Salicaceae. Bases 2 to 853 code for a protein of 283 amino acids. Gene Ontology annotation, molecular function: peptide deformylase activity. The record is from RefSeq and is a predicted model, not a curated record. The transcript has 4 exons. Gene Ontology annotation, cellular component: chloroplast; mitochondrion. Gene Ontology annotation, biological process: peptidyl-methionine modification; N-terminal protein amino acid modification.
CAUGAGUCUCAUCUUGCUCGCAGUCGGAGUUCAACAUUCAUCAUCAUAUCAUAUGGAGUCUCUCCACCGAUGCUCUCUCCGUCUCCUCCCGAUUUCACUCGCUGAAAAAUGUUUUAAACCCACCACCCUCCCACCGAUAUUUCGUUUUACCCGAAUGCUCGUUCCAAAACCCGAGUUCAUGAACCCGAACCCCCACUUCACUGCCCGGAAAUCUCUCUCUUCCUCUCACACAGCCAAAGCGGGCUGGCUUCUGGGUAUGGGAGAAAAGAAGAAAACCAGCUUACCUGAUAUAGUUAAAGCGGGUGACCCGGUUCUGCACGAGCCCGCCCGGGAAGUUGACCCGAAGGAAAUUGGGUCGGAGAGGAUACAGAAGAUAAUUGAUGAUAUGGUUAAGGUUAUGAGAAUGGCUCCUGGUGUUGGUCUUGCUGCUCCUCAGAUUGGAAUCCCCUUGAGGAUCAUAGUUUUGGAAGAUACAGCAGAAUAUAUUGGUUAUGCACCCAAGAAUGAGACUAAAGCCCAAGACAGACGCCCUUUUGAUCUCUUGGUGAUCGUGAACCCAAAGCUUAAGAAGAAGAGCAAUAGGACCGCUUUCUUUUUUGAGGGGUGUCUGAGUGUUGAUGGGUUCAGAGCAAUUGUGGAGAGACAUCUUGAUGUUGAGGUUGAAGGUUUGAGUCGUGAUGGCCAGCCUAUCAAAGUGGAUGCUUCUGGUUGGCAGGCUCGUAUCCUACAGCACGAGUGUGAUCAUUUGGAAGGAACUCUUUAUGUUGACAAGAUGGUCCCAAGAACAUUCAGAACUGUGGAAAAUUUGGACUUACCUCUUGCUGAGGGUUGCCCAGAGCCUGGUUCUCGCUAGCUAGUGCUAGAGGUUAACCUUUAGUCUAAAAUCCAAUUUAUGGGACAUGGUGAAAUCAAUUAUCUGAUGCUUCCUGAUCAAUUUGAUUAUGUAGUAAUCAUAGCUUUAAAUUCUCUUUUUUGUCUUUUGUUCUUCUGGAAGAACUGCACAGAAAAAUAUGAUUAUUCGUUCUUCCAGCAUGUUCCAAAUGGUUUCUGCUGUUCAACGUUGAAUGUUGUUUCAGCUGAAAGUAAAUGGAAUUUUUUUUCUUGCUCUAAA